Messenger RNA from Megalops cyprinoides (Indo-Pacific tarpon), 759 nucleotides. RefSeq names its product coiled-coil domain containing 172 (gene ccdc172). Lineage: Eukaryota; Metazoa; Chordata; Actinopteri; Elopiformes; Megalopidae. Bases 1 to 759 code for a protein of 252 amino acids. Gene Ontology annotation, cellular component: cytoplasm. The record is from RefSeq and is a predicted model, not a curated record. The transcript is spliced from 7 exons.
AUGAGUCUCGAUACGUUGUUUCAUCAGAUUUUACUCACCGAACAGCAUGUAUCAGAGAGAACCAAGCUGCUGCAGGAAGUUAAAGGGGCCAUCAUCAAAUGCCAAGAAACAAUCAAAACCUCAACAGAAGAGUUAAACCACGCUAAGAAUGACCUGGAAGAGAAGUCCAGAGUGCUGUCAGAGAUGGGGCUGCAGCUGGACCUGCUGAAGAAGCAGAGGGAGGGGAGAGAACAGCAGAGGGAGGAGCUGAAAGCCCAGCAGCAUCGCCUGAGAGCGGCCUCUGAGCAGAUACAGCAGAAGAUGUCUGAGGAGAGGGAGCGCUUCAUGGAGCAGAUCGUGAGUUUCAACGCUGAGUUCAGCCUGCUGGGAGACCGGGCCGGCCUGGAGGAGAGCCGCUGCCGUGCCGAGAUCCAGAGCCUGGACAGAGAGGAGGCCGCGCUCACUCAAGAGAUGGCGUCGAUGAUGCAGAAUCACGCUGGACUCGGCUCCCUGCAGGCGGAGAGGGUGGCCCUGCAGGCUGAGCUGUCAGGGCUGGAGACACAUGUUCAAGACCUGGAUGCGCAGCUGGCUGAAACAGAGGCAGUCACACAGAGCCUGAAGCAGCAGAGAGAGGCAGCCAAUCAGAAGCCGGGAACAGACAGCAUGUUUCUCAGGUUGAAGAGUGAGCUCAGUGAGCAUAAGGAUGAGGAUCUGGGGAGAGUGAGAGAGGCACUUCGCUCAGAGAUACAGCUGCUGAAAAUGGUGCAGCUCUUCCCCUAG